UUGCAUGGAAUUAUUUUUGUGAUCAAUUAUAAUUAUAUGUAAUAUAUAUAUAUAUAUUUUUUUUUAAUUUCGAUCUGAUAUGAAUAAUCUCUCGAAGAAUAUUAGAAAUACAGUGGAUAAAAAAAAAAAAUGAAAUUGAUUAAAUUCCAAUGAUUUUUGUUGCUUUUGAAAAUGUGGUUUAUUUGAGCUUAGCUUGUUCAGAUUUCGAUCUCUCUCUCUCUCUCUCUCUCUUUCUAACUGAAGAAUAUCCUGAAUUAUUCACACGUUACAGUGGAACGACCGCAAUCAUUAAAAGACCAAUGUCUGGAAUCAUAUAUUCUGGAUUUAGAGGAAUAUAUUUCUACAUUGAAAUUUGCAAAAGUACCAACAAUUGAUUCAAUGGUCGUUGGUUUUGAAUUUCCAAUGACUACUUUACCCUUUGGUCUUUUGAGAUCCGACUGGACGAGAUUAUUACUACUACGUAAUGCGCAAGAGAAAGGUUCUAUUUUAAAAGAAAAAUUGGAAUUUUUAUUUAAAAUUUUAAUCAUAGCUUAUCAAAAUUUCGAACAAAGCUUGGUAUCAAGAAAAUUCUUUAAUGGAACGAACAAUAGCAUUAGCAAAAAUACUGUGGAUACAAAAUUUACGAAGUCGAGUUUUGACAUAGUAAAAUCAAGAAUAUCUUCUGAUAAUACAAAUAACAAUAUUAUUCCUGAUAAUCGUGGCGAUAUAAAUGAGAAUGAGAUUAAUGAAAAUAGAGAAAAAGAAGAGAAUGUUGAACACGUUAGUAUGGAAUACAAUACAAAUUUAAAAGGAAAUAAAGUGAUGAAUUCUAUGAAUAAUUAUAAUAAAAGUGAUGUUGUGGUUUCGCAUACGAAUUCGCAAGGAUUUACGAAAGCCGAUUAUUUGGAAAAUACAAUUAAAUCUUCCUCUACUGUACAUGUAAAUAAAUUAUUAACAAAUACAGGAAAUUAUCGAAAUAAUCAGAUAACAAAAGUUAGCAUUCGCAAUGAAUCGGACAAUGAAAAAGUUAUAACAAUACCAUUAUCAAUUUCUCUAAUGAUUAGUUUAGAUGAUGCAAAUAUAAAAGUUCCCAUGAUGUCAACGAAAAAAAUUGAGAGCUUGGAUAAUUCAACAAAUACAAUCAUGUCUGAUUAUGUGGAAACGUCUACAGAGAGAUUAAAUUCAAUUGAUUGUUCCUUAUCGACUGUUCGCACGGAAAUUUUGGAAGAAAUGGUAUCUCAGGAAACACAAAUGAAAAAAAAUUCAAACAAUAUAAAUCAUUUGAAUGAUUCCGAUGUAACAAUUAAUCGUAAUAUCAAAGAAGAUCGAGGUGUGAAUUUUACAACUAAUCCAAAUGAAGUAAAAAAAGAUGAAAAUUUCAAUGAUUCGUUUUUGACUGGCGUUGAAAAGAGUGAAAAAAUAAAUGUUUCGUUAGGAAUAACUAAGAACGAUACAAAAAAUAAUGAUAAUUUUGCAAAUAUUAACGAGACAAAUAAAAGUGAUAGAAGUUUUGAUUCUUCAACGUUUCAACAUUUGAAUUCCAAAUUAAUUUUGCCUGCGGAUUUGGAAAAAUUGAGAAGCACAGUGGAAAUUGUUUAUACUAUGAAAUCUCAGGAUAAAAAGAAUUCUAUGGAAAGUAGGGUAAAUAAUGUAACGAAUUAUGAAGAUAAUACGCGAGCGACUAUUUCAAAGAUGUUACCGAUUUUGAAAAGUGAUAAUUCGACACAUCCGUCGAAUGUAGCAACAACAAAUUCGAUGGAUUACUUCGAUCCAUCAACGAGCAGUAUUUACGAUGUUUUCACUCAGAAGACAGAUUCCUCUAUCGACAGAUUUCAUCAUAAGGUCGGAGAUAAACUGAAAAAGCUUCCGGUUUUCCGAGAACAACCUCCAGGACAUGUUACGAAGGAUCAUAAAGCGAACGUAGAACUUUCUUCGCUUGUUUCAAAGACUAUUACCUUCCUGACAGACUCGAUAACGGAAACAAAUAGAUUUAAGGAAUAUCCCUCGAAUCCUCUGAAACGUGACCGUAUUAAUAAUCCCGAUAUCGAAAAGGAUUUUAGAUUAUUUUACAAUUACGGAGGAAGAUUGCCGGAAAAAAUUAGAAAAUAUAACAGAAAUAUAUUGGAUUCUAUUCGUAUUAAAUGUAAAAACGAAUGUACGUAAUAUGAUAACAGGAAUAUUAUUCUUCUGACUGUAUAAAAUAUUAUAUAAAUAUGCAUAUACUGUAUCAAUUGAAAUAAGGAAAGGAAAAAUGAAAUGUUAUUAUUACGAUUAGGUUAUAUCUAUUUAUUUGAUUUGAAAAUAUUUGGAGUUAUUCGACAAGUGGACUGUUUUAAGGAAUUAAAGCCUUUGCGACCAAUAUCGUCUCAAUACAUUGCAUUUGCACCUAACCUGGUGCAACGACCGGACACUUACCGAUUCUUAUCAGCGAUUUCGCGGACGGUCCAUAAAUUCAUGGCCCGGAACCGACUGAUAUUUACGAGCUCCGCACCUGGUAACGUCCGUCAUGUUUUACGAGCCCUCGUAAACGAAUCCUCUUAUUAUCUGACCCGAUCUCCUGUGUAAACUCUUUCGCGUGGCUUCGGCUUUGAAAUUUUACGGGACGACUUUUAGGAUGGUCUGGUCAGUUUUAUUAAAGGACAAUAUGGUAUUUUUUUUUUUACUGUCGAUAUGACAUCUCCCUGAGUUAUUAUAGAACUAUAGAUAUCAUUAUUUUAUUCCAACGAAACCUACCCAAUGUAGCUGCCUCAUUUUAUAAAUAAUGCCAGCUUUUUUUC
This is a messenger RNA of Polistes dominula (European paper wasp), 2756 nucleotides long. RefSeq lists its product as uncharacterized. Lineage: Eukaryota; Metazoa; Arthropoda; Insecta; Hymenoptera; Vespidae. The record is from RefSeq and is a predicted model, not a curated record.